GCAAACGCUUUCUCUACAUUCCUUGUACGUUUUUUAAUAUAGUGUGACGUACAUUUGCUGCGUACGGUGGGUGUGCCGGAGUGUAGCUUGAAGAAAUUAGUGACAUUUAACUAUCAAUGCAAUGGUUGGGGCUAAUGGGGGUUGGCAAACGCUAUCACGAAUUAGAUAUUUUGAGACCAUUUUCCAGACAUGUCACAUGGUGAUUGUCAUGUGAGCAUUGGAAGCUGCGGCUUUGUGAUUGUCUGGAGAGCGCAGCGUCCCUAUUCUCUUGUAAUUUGUUUCCUCAAUGUUUAGCUUUCUGACAGUCCUAAAAUAUAAUUUCUUAAAUUGUAUUAUUCGUAGGAAUUCAUUAAUGUCCUGCAAAGCAUCGCCAUGGCAUCAACGAACUGUAACUGCAUCCAAGACGGUACAGGUUGGUCAGAGAAGGAUGAGCUGUUCUCGCCUGUGAGCAGCUACAGGUCCGAUGACCUCAGUGGCAGGAACCCCCGGGUCACCGGUCUGGUAGGCUCAGAGCUCAGGAAACAGCAGCAGGAGGAGGAGGCACUGCGGAGGAAGCUCAAGUACUUUUUCAUGAGUCCCUGUGACAAGUACCACGCCAAGGGCCGCAAGCCCUUUAAACUGGUCCUGCAGCUGCUCAAGAUCCUCAUUGUCACUGUACAGUUAGUCCUGUUUGGCUUGAGUAACCAGAUGGUGGUGACAUUCAAGGAAGAGAACACAGCAUCCUUCAAACACCUUUUCCUUAAAGACUACUGGGAUGGCUCUUCAAUGGCAAUCCACACACAGAGUGAACUCUAUAGCCAUAUUUAUUAUGCUGUAGAUCAGUUCCUGGCUCUACCACAGACAUCAGUGGGGCGGUAUGCAUAUGUGUGGGGUGAGGGUGUGAAUGGGAGUGCCCUCUCUCUGUGCCAGCGGUACUACAAGAGGGGCAUCAUCGACCCCAUCAACGACACCUUUGACAUCGACCCCGAAGUUAUCACCGAUUGCAUUGGUGUAGAUCCACUACCAGACCCCUCUCCUCCUGAUUACAGUGACUACAAGAACUUAAUUCUCCAGUUUCACAAACUGAUCAAUGUGACCAUUCAGUUCCAGCUGAAGGCAAUAAACAUCCAGACCAUCAUCAACAAUGAGAUCCCUGACUGCUACACCUUUGCUAUUAUGGUUGUCCUGGAUAACAAAGCUCACAGCGGCAGAGUGAAGAUCAGCCUGCUCAACCAUGCCUCCAUCAAGAAGUGCAAAGACCCCAACGUGUGGGGACAUGCGGAGAACUAUGCACGGGAGGCUUUUGACUUGCUGGUGGCCAUAGUGUGUCUGCUGUCCCUGCUGCUGUGUGGUCGCUCCAUCCUCAGAGGAGUCAUCCUACAACAUGAGUAUGUCCAGUUCUUCAGACACAGACUGAAUCACAGUGUGUGCUGGGCAGACAGGAUGGAGUUCAUUAAUGGCUGGUUUAUCCUGCUCAUCAUCAGUGACCUGCUCACCAUCACCGGCAGCUUCAUCAAGAUUGGCAUAGAGUCCAAGAACAUGUCGUUGUAUGAUGUGUGUGGGAUUUUGCUCGGUACCUCCACUCUGCUGGUGUGGGUGGGAGUCCUCCGCUACCUCAGUUUCUUCCAGAAGUACAAUAUCCUGAUUGUGACGCUGCGGGCUGCCUUCCCUAAUGUAAUCCGCUUCUGCCUCUGUGUAGCUGCCAUAUACCUGGGUUAUUGCUUCUGUGGCUGGAUCGUGCUGGGUCCUUACCAUACCAAGUUCCGCUCUCUGUCCAUGGUGUCAGAGUGCCUGUUUUCUCUGAUCAACGGGGACGAUAUGUUUGUGACGUUUGCAGAGAUGCAGAAGAGUGGCACGCUGGUGUGGGUGUUCAGCCAGGUCUACCUCUACACCUUCAUCUCCCUCUUCAUCUACAUGGUGCUCUCCCUCUUCAUUGCUCUCAUCACCGGAGCCUACGAUGCCAUCAUGGCCCAAACCCAGGAGCCGAUGCACAUCACAGACCUGCAUGCUUUCAUAGCAGAGUGUAUUGAUACACCUUGCUCUGGAAAGUUCAGUGGCCCAGAGGCAUCCUCCUGUUCAUUCUUCUGCUGCUGUGACUGAAGAGAGAGUGCGUAUGUUCGUGUGUGUGUGUGUGUGUGUGUGUGUGUGUGUGUGUGUGUGUGUGUGUGUGUGUGUGUGUGUGUCAUUCAGGGUUUGAUGUUUUUGUAAUCUCAAUUCCAUUGACAUAGAUUGGUCAUUUCUCCAUUUCAGAUCCACCAGUGGGAGGAUGUCUUCUAGGUGAUAUGACCUUAGACUACACUGUCCUCUGUAGGAUGUGCCACGUCGGUGCAUUUAAAUUCAGACUGGUACAGUAUGUUACUAACUGCUGUAGAUUGCACAUUAAUAUUUAACACGCCAGUUCAUUGGGUUUUUAUAGCUAACAAGUUACAUUCAUAUGGCUAGCACAUUCUGCUAGCUAAUUCAUGACUGUAAUACAGCAAUAUAGCUAGCUGUCCUUUCAGAGAGAGAACUGAUUUUGCACAACAUACUGUAUAUCUGAAUGUUUUACUUAAUAUGAGUUGUAUUUAUGCUGCAGUUUUGAUUUAUAUUGUUGAUAAGCUUUUGUUGAAUUGGGUCUGCAUGACCCUAUGACUGAAGGACGGCAAUGGUUUAAUUGUGCUUUACUGUGCCUGGGGGGCCCUGAACGCUAUGAUUGUCCUCUGAAUUAUGUUUAUGACAGAGACGCACACUAACAGACAGGCUGAAACGUGCACACCGUUAUGUACUGUAUUUUUAGGGAAGGCUACUCACUCUUUGGUCCUUUAUUCCCUUCUCCUCCUCUGGAUGGGAUGACAACAUGUUCAAGGACAGGACCUGCAGCCAUAGUUAGUCAUAGUUAGACAGGUGAUCCUGACCCGAAUACCAAUGCACUGCAAGACAGCUAUAGUGGGUUUUAUAGUGCACCCUACAGAAUCCAUAUUGCUGAGGAAAAGCCACUUUUUUUUUUUAAACAAUGCUAAAUGUUUUAACCACCCUUAAUAAUUAUUUUGUUGGAUGACUGUUGCAUCUGACUGAAAUAGAAGGGAUUAUUUUAUGAGAUAUGUCUGACGUUGUUAUAUUGAAUUCAGUGGUCAUUUAUUGAAUCUCUCUCCGGUCAAAUUCAUUCUGCAAACCAGUAUGUGGUUCAAAUCAUGAUUCACUGAAGGAAAGGGACUGAAUUAUCAUAUUGUAUCUGUUUGAUUUGAAAAAUCUUUUGAAGUGAUGUAAUUUCAUUGUAUGAAAUGUUAUUGAAAGCUUAUAGUGAUGUUCAUUAGGUGAAAAAAGGACUCUAAUUGCACAAGAUUUGUAAGCGAUCAAAAGGAAGGGAAGAGUUGGACAAAUAGAGAAAUCAUUGAUGCCUACCCAGAAUGCACUGUUUCUGGUGAAGUUGUUCUUCCAUUACAUGUUUUCCAAAGAUUAUUUAUUCAAGUAUGUGUUGAUGACCAGAAAUGUAAUUUUUUUUCUCCAUUCUUUGAAUGUUUUUACUUAGUACAUUUUAUCUUGCUUGAGAUGAUCAGGUAUGCAUAUGAGAUGAUCAGGUAUGCAUAUGAGAUGAUCAGGUAUGCAUAUGAGAUGAUCAGGUAUGCAUAUGAGAUGAUCAGGUAUGCAUAUGAGAUGAUCGAGUAUGCAUAUGAGAUGAUCGGGUAUGCAUAUGAGAUGAUCGGGUAUGCAUAUGAGAUGAUCGGGUAUGCAUAUGAGAUGAUCGGGUAUGCAUAUACGAUGAUCAGGUAUGCAUGUACGAUGAUCAGGUAUGCAUAUACGAUGAUCAGGUAUGCAUAUACGAUGAUCAGGUAUGCAUAUACGAUGAUCAGGUAUGCAUAUACGAUGAUCAGGUAUGCAUAUACGAUGAUCAGGUAUGCAUAUACGAUGAUCAGGUAUGCAUAUACGAUGAUCAGGUAUGCAUAUACGAUGAGUCGUGAUGACAGAACAUGAAGCGGUGCUAAAUGUCUCAUGACAUGCAGCACAGUGGCGCAGCAGAUUACAUGGAAGGGUAGUAGUACUGUAUUUCUUAACUACAUGUGCUUUAUACUCUGCUAAUGUGAUCAUUUCUGAUUUGUUUUACUUUUUGUUUUAAAAAUGUUGUGGUUAGUUCGACUGAUACAAAUAAUUUUAGUAUGGCCAAAUUGCUCAACGUCUACAUUUUGGAUGAGCUUCUCGCUUGUACAUAUUUUUUUGUUACUUUUUUUUAAAGCCGUUCUCGUUUCAUGCACUUUUCAUUCAGUACAUUGCAUUCCUUUCUGUCUAUUGCCAGUAAACCACCUCCAAUUAAAACUAUUGAAAAGCAUGCUCUUUUACUUCUACCAAGCUGAAGUCCUAUUUUCUGGUGAUGUGGUCCAUGUUACUGUUUUUCUGCUCUCUCGUCGUCAAGGACAUUUUACAUUUAGUCCUCUUCAUGGUCACUGAGGCAGAACAACCAUUUCCUUUUGUUAAUUAUACCGGUUGAGUGCUCGACCUCAGUGCUCAACAUAUUAAAUCAAUCCCUCUCCCAGUCUGCUGUGCCCACAUGCUUCAAGAGGGCCACCAUUGUUCCUGUUCCCAAGAUAUCUAAGGAAACUGAGCUAAAUGACUAUCGCCCCGUAGCACUCACUUCUGU
This is a messenger RNA of Oncorhynchus kisutch (coho salmon), 4591 nucleotides long. RefSeq names its product mucolipin-1-like. NCBI's taxonomy places the organism in Eukaryota, Metazoa, Chordata, Actinopteri, Salmoniformes, Salmonidae. Bases 373 to 2079 code for a protein of 568 amino acids. The record is from RefSeq and is a predicted model, not a curated record. Gene Ontology annotation, cellular component: plasma membrane; lysosomal membrane. The transcript has 13 exons. Gene Ontology annotation, molecular function: NAADP-sensitive calcium-release channel activity.